Messenger RNA from Acaulospora colombiana, 127 nucleotides. The record is from the annotation of a GenBank genome assembly. Lineage: Eukaryota; Fungi; Glomeromycota; Glomeromycetes; Diversisporales; Acaulosporaceae.
GAGGCAAGAAUUGCACUGCAAGUCGCCAGAAAAUUGUGCAACGUUAUGGGGGAUCAUUUUAAAGAUGAAAAGAUUCGAAAGACCGUAUUUGUUGACGCGAUACGCCCCCUCUUCCGCGGUUGGAUAA